CAGGACUCUGCCGCACCAGAUAUGGCGCCGCCCGCCGGCGGGGCUGCAGCACCUGCAAACCCUAGUUCUCCUGCGGUGCUCCUGGCAGUGCAGGCCGCGGUGAGACCGCUGGGCGCCGGGCACGACACCGAGGCGCAGCUUCGGAGGCUGCAGUUAAGCGCCGACCCUGAGCGUCCUGGGCGCUUCCGGCUGGGGCUGUUGGGCACCGGGCCAGGGGCGGUCAGUUUAGAAUGGCCCUUGGAGUCCAUUUGCUAUACAGUGCGUGGACCGAACCAACACGAGCUGCAGCCUCCGCCGGGAGGGCCUGGAACCUUCAGUGUGCACUUCCUCAACUCCCAGGAAGCACAGCAGUGGGCAGCACUGGUGCGAGAUGCCACCGCGGAGGGACAAAAUGGCAAUGGUAGCCAAGCCCCAGCCCCAGAAAUGUGCCCCCUUUCUCCACCAUGUUCUUCUGUGGCUCAAAUAUCUAAAGCAACCCAACCUGAGGUGGAUCUUCCUCGAAGUUCUGGAAACUUGAAAAAAGAAGAGCUGGCUACACGCCUGGCCCAGGCCAUUGCAGAUGGAGAUGAGAAAGAAGCAGCUCAUGUGGCAGCAAUCCUGGCACAGCAUCAUGUGGCUCUCAAUGUCCAGCUCAUGGAGGCCUGGUUCCCACCAGGUCCCAUCAGGUUGCAAGUCACAGUUGAAGAUGCCACAUCUGUUUUGUCUUCUGCAUCAUCUGCCCAUGUCUCACUGCAGAUCCACCCACAUUGCUCCAUUGCAGCCCUCCAGGAAAAGGUGUUCUCAGAGUUCGGUUUCCCGCCAGCUGUGCAGCGCUGGGUCAUUGGGCGGUGCCUAUGUGUGCCUGAACGAAGCCUUGCUUCCUAUGGGGUCUCGCAAGAUGGGGACCCUGCUUUUCUCUACUUGCUCUCAGCCCCCCGAGAAGCUUCAGGACAUAGCCCUCAACAUUCCAAGAUGGAUGGGAAAUCAGGAUGCUUGUUUCCUCAGUCAUUGGAGCAGCCUCACACCCUCCAGCCAGCCAGUUCCAGUCUCCCCAAUCCUCCUCAGCCUGGCUGGUCUUGCCCUUCCUGCACCUUCAUCAAUGCCUCAAACCGCCCUGGCUGUGAGAUGUGUAGCACCCAAAGGCCCUGUACUUAGGAUCCCCUUACUACGGCCUCCACCUAGAAGACACCAAAGGUUACAGAGACAAUGGCCCUCCUGUCAUAGGCCCAAGUCACUGUACCACCACCACUCAAACGUCGCAGGGGACCUCUGCUUGUUGGGGACAGAGAUGCACUGUUUUUUGUUUGUUUGUUUUUUCGAGACAGGGUUUCUCUGUGGUUUUGGAGCCUGUCCUGGAUCUAGCUCUUGUAGACCAGGCUGGUCUCGAACUCACAGAGAUCCACCUGCCUCUGCCUCCCAAGUGCUGGGAUUAAAGGCGUGCGCCACCACCGCCCAGCCAGAGAUGCACUGUUAAGGAACAAGGGCCACAAGCCAGUAAUUAAAGACACACAAGAACCAGCUUGUGUCCUAGUCUUGGUGCAGAGCUAUACUAGUCCAGCUGCCCGGGAGCAAGGAAACAGAUUCUACCCCUCAGUUGCAGAUGGAGCUCCCCAAAUCACAACCAGGAGACUACUCAAGAGUAGAUUUAGACUAAAGUUCCAGUGGUCACAGAUCAUGGUACUAGGGUCUUUCCAGAGCCUUCAAGCCUACAAGGGCUCCUCAGACUGCUAAUCUGCUAGGAGUUCCUCUCACUAACCCUGGCCCUUUGCUGCCCUUCUUGAAUCCUAUAAUCCAAUCACUAUUUUCAGCUGUUUCAGCCAGUAUGAAACCAGCAAUGGGACUGGGUAUUUCUCCUUCACCAAAGGGAUGCUUUAGCAUGGGGAAUCAUGCCUUUGUGAUCCUGACAACCAUCUGUCAUCGCUCUUUAUUAAUAGAAGUGCUGCCGCUUUAUGAAUCUAGUCGUGGCCAGUUUGGCCUAGAUGCCUAACUGCCCUGGAGACUACUAGGUGUCAUUCCCUGAUAAAUACCAGACACUUCCACAUAUAUUUCCAGCACAACCCUUUUAUCUGUUCAGCCAAGACUAAGACAUCCCAGAUCCCCUCUGCCUGGCUACUCAACAUUUCUGAGAACUUCCUCAUCCCCUGCCCCGCCAAGAUAGCACUGCUCCACCAGUGAUGCUGUUCUAGGUCUUCCUGAAGAUCUGAAGGCUCCCUGCUGCCAUCAGUGUGGAAGUGGGAACCCCUUUCCAGCUCUACCAAGGCACAGCCACUCUGUUGAACAGUGCAGUGCUGCUUUUUCGGAAAUAAAAUAUUUUGAGACUGGG
Molecule: messenger RNA, 2302 nt
Organism: Microtus ochrogaster (prairie vole)
Lineage: Eukaryota; Metazoa; Chordata; Mammalia; Rodentia; Cricetidae
Gene: Sharpin
Product: SHANK associated RH domain interactor
Biological process (GO): proteasome-mediated ubiquitin-dependent protein catabolic process; positive regulation of canonical NF-kappaB signal transduction; protein linear polyubiquitination
Cellular component (GO): LUBAC complex
Molecular function (GO): ubiquitin-protein transferase activity; ubiquitin binding
Source: RefSeq, a predicted model, not a curated record